Messenger RNA from Oreochromis aureus, 899 nucleotides. It is a transcript of the gene h3f3d, whose product is annotated as H3 histone, family 3D. The record is from RefSeq and is a predicted model, not a curated record. NCBI's taxonomy places the organism in Eukaryota, Metazoa, Chordata, Actinopteri, Cichliformes, Cichlidae. The transcript is spliced from 4 exons. Gene Ontology annotation, molecular function: protein heterodimerization activity; DNA binding; structural constituent of chromatin. Bases 157 to 567 code for a protein of 136 amino acids. Gene Ontology annotation, cellular component: nucleosome.
AUUGGAUACGUUCAGGGGCGGGCUUCGAGCGCUGCUCCGCUUAAUCUAUAAAUACCACCUCCUCAGCCCUCAGGGCAACAUAGCGAAGUGACUAACAAGGAGGAGUCAUUGAAUUUCCCCGAACAACGAAAGUGAUCCAAGACUUAUAAGUGAGAAAUGGCUCGUACAAAGCAGACCGCUCGUAAAUCCACAGGAGGAAAGGCGCCUAGGAAGCAGCUGGCCACCAAAGCAGCCAGGAAAAGCGCGCCCUCUACUGGUGGAGUGAAGAAACCCCACAGAUACAGGCCCGGUACUGUUGCUCUGCGUGAGAUCCGUCGGUACCAGAAGUCCACUGAGCUGCUCAUCAGGAAGCUGCCUUUCCAGCGUCUGGUCAGGGAAAUCGCUCAAGACUUCAAGACGGAUCUGCGUUUCCAGAGCGCAGCCAUUGGUGCUCUCCAGGAAGCCAGCGAGGCCUACUUGGUCGGCCUGUUUGAGGACACCAACCUGUGCGCCAUUCACGCAAAGAGGGUCACCAUCAUGCCCAAGGACAUUCAGCUGGCCAGGCGAAUUAGAGGAGAGCGAGCAUAAAUGCUUCUGGAUUUUUAUCUUUUUAUUGGGUUGGGGGUGGGUGGGGGACUGACUGGGGUUUGUUUUGUAAAUCUUGAACUAUUUACCAGCAUGUGUGCCACCUUAUGUCAUUUGUAGUUUCAGGCAUGAUUUUGUACUUCAUUUCACACACUCUUCCUUCAGCUGUCCUGUUCACUGUAGAGUAGUGCUUCAUAUCUGUAAAUUCUAAAGCAGAAUAUCUCACUUCCUUCCUCAGGUCUGCAAAUGUAUUUUAGGGUCUGUAUCUUUUUAAUCCUGUGUGUGCAUGUCAUAGGAUUUCUCAUUGUGCUGUAAAUAAACUUUCCGCUACCUCA